CAUUUUAAAAAGUAUUAACUGCUUUAUUAUUAAACCAGACUCGAAACGUUUAAGACGCAUUUAAUUAAUUAAUUAACAAUAUUAUGUUUGAUUUAAAAUUAUGCAAGUUGCUAAUCGUUUUAUUCCACGUCAUGAUGAUAAUGAACGUUAACGGAAAACCCCACGAAAAAUCUUCAAAGCAUGAUAAACGAGCUGUGAAUAACCCGAAUGGGCCGGUUCUUUUCCCGGGGGAACCCCGAGCGCAACCAACAACGACCCCAAUAGUUUUUCUUUACAAUACAACCGCGCCCUCUGUUGAUAACCACACCGAUGCUAAAAGACGAGAUGGAAAUCAUGAACACGGAAAGAAGAAACAUAAAAAACAUCAUGUUAACAAAAAAAUUAAUUAAUUAAUUAAAUUGGUUGAAAUUGUAA
This is a messenger RNA of Onthophagus taurus, 414 nucleotides long. RefSeq lists its product as uncharacterized. The record is from RefSeq and is a predicted model, not a curated record. NCBI's taxonomy places the organism in Eukaryota, Metazoa, Arthropoda, Insecta, Coleoptera, Scarabaeidae.